This is a messenger RNA of Scylla paramamosain (green mud crab), 3487 nucleotides long. RefSeq lists its product as uncharacterized. Lineage: Eukaryota; Metazoa; Arthropoda; Malacostraca; Decapoda; Portunidae. Gene Ontology annotation, cellular component: nucleus; autophagosome. Bases 1 to 1248 code for a protein of 415 amino acids. Gene Ontology annotation, biological process: autophagosome assembly; positive regulation of DNA-templated transcription. The record is from RefSeq and is a predicted model, not a curated record. The transcript has 5 exons.
AUGACUAUUGGGCCACCUGUCCACACCCAGAAUGUCACAAGCUGCCAGUUAUCAACAACACCUGAAUUCACCCUCCCAAAAAUUUGUAGCCAGACUGCAGACGUAGGCAUCUGCAAGAGAAGGAGAGGAAGCCAAGACACUGAGCGAGGUAGCAACAACGAUGCUUUGGGUGGCGAGAGCAACGCUCAAGGGAAGAUGUUCCCGUGGGGCCAAAAGGUGUAUAUAGAACCGGGUGACCUUGCAGAGUCUACCUCAAGUGAGAACCAAAUGUGGGCGUGGCCGACAACCUACUGGCUCAAAGGAACAAUGCUGGCCAACCUGACAUCACUGAUCUGGGGCAGUGGAAAUACUGCCGUCACUGCUACAACCACCACUACUACUGUUACGCCUUCCCCAGACCUCAUCGCCACCACUACCACAACCACCACCACUACCAAGGAUGCCUAUGAAGAUGCACCAGAAGAGUUCCCAAACUUUAACAUUCGAGCCACAACGCCCACAGAUGAAGAGGAAGCUGACUGGGUGUUAGUUGAUAGAGCAGAGGUUGGCGAGGCAAGUUGUGGUGCUGUGGAUACGAUAGCGAGCGCCACAGCCACCUCUUCAUCAGCAUUGACCACCACCGUCACUUCAAGAGCAGCAAUCUCCACUCCUGUACCACCAGUUUCUCUGGGAGGAGAAUGGAGUGAAGGGGGGACACAAGAUUGUUGGCUCAUGACCCCGCCACCGUGCUUCACACGCUCACAGCCAGCUCCUCUUGCCUCUUCGUCUUUAGAAAAUUUGCUAAUAGAGCAUCCCAGCAUGUCAGUCUACUUGCCACGCCCCACCUACACCAGUGCUGCCACCACAAGAGUAUUUCCACGACAUGUUGUAGCUCACUCCACACCAUCUUCCUGUUCUCCUCCCUCAGCUUCCCCAUCCUCCCAGCCUGCUGUGAUGGAGAGAGAUGAGUCUCCCAUGAAAGAGAAUACAGAGAAUACUGUUGAGGAAGUUGAAAACCAAGUGGCAGAGGCUCCACCAACAAGAGGAGGGGUAGCUCAGCGGGCAUCUAGUCUUCUACGAGCUAUUGAUGUACUCAGACCAGCACAAAAGGCUCAGCGGAGACGUGAGGAGCGGCGCCUAAAACGCACGGCUCUUGAGCGUAGUAACAAGGUGAGAGAGGUUGCCGCUGCCAGCAACAAGCGCUCCAAGAGGUGUGAUAUGAUGGCACCAGGAAAGUUCUCUCGUGCUGUCAACAACCGCAAGUGUUAAGUGUAGGAGGAUGUGCAAUAGAUGUGAAAGCUUUUUUAAAAACUGAAUCUCACUAGCAAGAUUUUAUUUUUUAUGAAAACACUUUCAUGCAAUAGUUUGGCCAACAUUGGAAAUUAGUUGAUUGGGAAAGUUAUUCAAUGUGAUAAAUAAUAAAUGUUACAAUUUGAAAUAAUUGCAGCUUUCACAUGGUCACAAUGUUAAGUUCAUCCUUAUUUUACUUUGAUGUGACAUUUUACUUGUCAACAAUCAGAGCUGGAUUCCAGCAGUAGAUUCAGUGUUGAGUCUGACAAGAUGUAUUUGACUUGCAUGUCUGGGUUCUGGAUUCCCUACAUUGCUCAGAUUAUGUCAUCGUUUUUAUGUAUGAUUCUUUAAAGAAUGAGAAAGUUUGAUGUGUGACAUCUUAACAUUCUUUGAAUGUACGGUCUAUACAUGAAUGGUAAGAAUCACAUUUUUAAGAUGCUAUCCAUUAGUUGAUGUUAUAAGUUAUAUUUCUAUUUUAAGACAUUUAAGUUCCAGUAAUCUUCUGUCAUUGAGAGAUGGAUUUGCUUUAAAAAUUGUGUUGCUUGCUUAAGUUAAGAGGGAUGCACGUAUACAAGUGUGGAUAACUUGAUGUUUAAUCUUGUGUUUUAAGAGAGCACAGCUUGAAUUGAAGUACUGUAGUCAGUGAAGGAAGGAUGUAUCACCCACUAAUCUUUUCUACAAAAAGAUAUCAACACAGACUAACAUCCUGUGUGCCUUAGAUAGUCAGGAAUGUUGCCCAAUCCACUAUAAUAAUUGUUUCAUCUUUAUUCUUCUUUUAGGCAAGUUCACUGUAUACAUAGGUCAGCUUUUAUCACAUGGCAGUAACUCAUCAAGCAUUCAGUCAUGUGGGACUUGUCUUUCAAUUCUCUUGUUUUUUAUGUAAUUUCUCAGGACUUAUCCCAUGUUGUCUUUGGUUGACCCACUGUUGCAUUAUCUUCAAACUGUUUAUUGUGAUUAAUGAAUGUAUCCUUUCUCAUCCUUUCUCUCCACAUGGCCAAACUAAUACAAUUUGCCUAUCUUGAUUAUAUUGUUGAUACUCUCAAUCCAUAGUCUGCUUUUUUUUCUAAUCACUUACUUAUUUAGCUAUCUUAUCUACCCAGUAAUCUUGAAUACCCAUCUCAUCAUGAUUUCUCAGUAUGCUUCACCCUCUUCUUAUUGCAUACAGAUAAUGUAAAUUUUUCUUUGACAGUAAAGAGUAAAAAAACAAAAAAACAAAAACAAAAAAAAUAAUAAAUAAAUAAAAUAAAAUAAAAUAGAUAAAUAAAUAAAUAAAUACAUAAAAAAAUAUAUAAAUGAAAUAAAAUAAAAUGAAAUAAUAUAAUAAACAGUACAUCAAUCUGUAUUGCUUCAUAAUCUCUGUGUCAUGGGUUUCAUGGGUUAGAAAUAUACAAGACUUUCCCAUCACAUUACCAACUGGUGUUGGUUGACAAACAUCCAACGCUUUCAGUGUACUUGAUAAAAUUUGGGUCCUGGUGUGCAUGCCUUCCUCCACUGGCUGUGUCAGUGUAAUUAAUCUCAAUCUCCAAUUAAUGUUAUGAAGAAAAAAAGAGAACCAAAGUGAGCCAUAUAGCAGCAUAUGAAUUAAGGUUUUGUUUAAGAUUAACUUUGUUGGCCAGGAAUUUUUCUUAUGCACUGUUCUGGCCAUUCUAUUUUUGCUGUUGUUUGUAUAUGCUCCAUUACAACAAAUAGGUCAGUGUAAUAACAGAUGUGUCAUCCUACCACAAAUCACAUGAAAAUAGCAAACUUAGUAGAACUGCUGACUCUGAGAAACUUAUUGAAUGCUUGAAUAUAUGGCUUUAUGACAAUAUAUGGAACUCAUUAUUUAUUGCUGUCUUAGGUGAUAAAAACAACACUUACUUAUAGCAUUUUUUUUUAUUUAUUUAUUUUUUUUUUUUACAAUAUUUCUUGACCAGAGAUUUGGAAAGGAAGUGGGUCAAGUUUCUAUCAUAAGUUUGUAUACCUAAUUACUUUAAAUCUACCUUAGGAGUACAACAGUUAUUCUAUGUAUCAAACUGUAAAUGCAAUGUUAAGCUACGCUCAUAGUCUUUGAGUGGAGACAGUCCAAUCACAGUUAUACGAUUUUUUAGAAUCUUGCACACAUAAGAACAAGAAAAUAAGGAGACUGCAAAGGUUCAAUUGACCUUCACAAGGCAGCCCCUGACCACUUAAAACUUCCUAUCUGUUAUCAUUAUAUGUGAAGAAAAAAAAAAAAAAGAAA